AUGACUUUCUUGUCCCCACCACCGUCCACCGUCCUCUCUGAGCCCCACCCACGCGCCUUUAGAGCGCCAACGCGUGACGAGUGCGAAUGGGGCAUUAUGAAACGAGAGCGGUCCUCUCCCGUCGCCCCGUCGAUCACGACGGCCAACAUUGUGGCUCUUCCCUCGCGCCUUUUCGGAAACAUCUACCUGCCCGUUGGGUGGAGUGUGGCCGAUGCGACCCUGCGGGGUCACCACACUGUACGCAGUGAGGGCCCGCGCUAUGCCGCCGAUACGCUAAGCGGGAAUAGUUUCGUAAUUGGCGCACACUCGCCCAAGGCGGAAAGCCGGCUUACAUUGUUCGCUAAAGCAGUAUUGUCGGUGCUACCGCUGUUGUUCCUGAUGCCUGUUGAGCAGCGCGAUAAGACCGCGGCCAUAUUGUCACCGCUGCAUUCGUCGCGAACACGUUUACCGCUAGACAAGGGGUGCCGCAUCCCUUACGUGGUUCCUCUUAACUACAUAAUCGAUAUGGUUUCACCGCUUCCGCGCCGCCUAGACUCAGCCGAUUUCGGAAUCUGCAGCGGAUUCGGAGUGGCCCCGAGUGGCGUGACCCAUCUCGAGGGCCACUCGGCACCGGCGGCUGCGGCGCGCAUAUGCCGACAUCGUACCAUCACGGCUCUCGUGAACGCUCUACAUUCCGACGGUUCCAUUUUCACUCUGAUGCCGACCGUACAAGUGGCCCAACUCAACCGUGACACUUUAAUGGGCUCUCUCGAGGCUGCCCCGCGACCCGGGCUCAAACCUCCGACCCCACGGAGACAAGCACAAGAUGCAAUACGUGUCGUGAUCGUAGAACGGGCUGCACGUGGCGGUGCCACGAUAAAAGCUAAGACCCCGCCCCGGGGAGCAUACGAAGGAACGGACCGCGUACCGUUAGGCACCGCGCGCCGCCGCACC
Iphiclides podalirius (scarce swallowtail) is the source of this 933-nucleotide messenger RNA. The record is from the annotation of a GenBank genome assembly. NCBI's taxonomy places the organism in Eukaryota, Metazoa, Arthropoda, Insecta, Lepidoptera, Papilionidae.